This is a messenger RNA of Pelobates cultripes (western spadefoot toad), 162 nucleotides long. NCBI's taxonomy places the organism in Eukaryota, Metazoa, Chordata, Amphibia, Anura, Pelobatidae. The record is from the annotation of a GenBank genome assembly.
AUGGCUAAACCAAAUCUACUGAACGGAGAGGAGGACGAGCUCCAGCGAAUAGUCCAACAGAGGCUGGCACUCUAUGGACCAAAUACUUCUGCGGAACUGGUCACCCAACUCUUUAAAGCAGCAAUGGAAGAGGCUAGAGAGAAAAGGGCCUAUCAACUCCAG